CAAUGUCGAGAAGACGAAUUAUCGAAGCAGACCAAAAAGGUUAAUAAUUUGAGGUUAGAUUUGAGAAUUAUCAGUAAAUAAAAUUAUUUUAUUACUGCUUCAGCUUUCAAUUACUCAACUGUAGUUUACUGCUUAUUUUCCAGCAUAUUUUUUCACUCCAUCAAUUUGAUUAAGUUUUAAUUAUGUCUAAAGGAGUUGCUAGACUGAAGGGCUUUAGAAAGACAACAGAUAAAGUAAAACAUGGAACUAAAAUCACUACUUAUAUUCCUGCUGGAUUAGCAUCAGUUGGACCUCCUCUAGGUCCAAUGCUUGGUCAGAGAGGACUGAACAUAGCUGCUUUCUGCAAAGAUUUCAAUGAGAAAACUAAAGAUAUCAAAGAGGGUAUACCAUUACCUGCUAAGAUCUAUGUGAAUCCUGACAAAUCGUACUCUCUCAUCCUGCACAAACCACCAUCAACCUAUUAUUUAAAACAAGCAGCCGGAAUACAACGUGGUUCAAUGUCUCCAGCAAAAGACAUCUGUGGGAAAGUAACUUUAAAACACAUCUACGAAAUAGCUAAAAUCAAAUCUGAAGAUCCGGUGAACGAAUGUAAGCCUUUGCGGGAACUGUGUGUAUCAUUGAUAGGGUCGGCACGAUCUAUUGGAAUACAGGUGGUAAAGGAACUUGAUCCAGAGGAAUAUAAGGAGUUUCUAGCUGAAAGAGCCAUAAUAGUAGAACAACAAUUGAAAGAACUCCAAGAAAAGAGAGAGGCCAAGAUGUUGAGGGCAGCAGCUUAGUUCAUUACAUUAACGUUUAGUUUUUAAUGCCGGUAGAUAGUUUGUAAAUUCAUGUUAUGCAAUUUAUAUUAUAAUAAAAAACUCGAAAUUAG
Nilaparvata lugens (brown planthopper) is the source of this 868-nucleotide messenger RNA. It is a transcript of the gene mRpL11, whose product is annotated as 39S ribosomal protein L11, mitochondrial. The coding region runs from base 183 to 776 and encodes 197 amino acids. The transcript has 3 exons. Gene Ontology annotation, molecular function: structural constituent of ribosome; large ribosomal subunit rRNA binding. Gene Ontology annotation, cellular component: ribosome; mitochondrial large ribosomal subunit. Gene Ontology annotation, biological process: translation. Lineage: Eukaryota; Metazoa; Arthropoda; Insecta; Hemiptera; Delphacidae. The record is from RefSeq and is a predicted model, not a curated record.